Molecule: messenger RNA, 800 nt
Organism: Camelina sativa (false flax)
Lineage: Eukaryota; Viridiplantae; Streptophyta; Magnoliopsida; Brassicales; Brassicaceae
Biological process (GO): translation
Cellular component (GO): ribosome
Molecular function (GO): structural constituent of ribosome
Source: RefSeq, a predicted model, not a curated record
CAGUGAAAAACCCUAGACUAAACCAAACAUUUCACUCUUCUUUUCUCUUCCCUUUCCGAUCUGAGUUUCUCAGGCGAAGAUUUUGUAUCACUCUAUUUUCCGGUGAAUCUCUCUCGUCCGCCCAAAUUUCAGUAGUUCGACUUGAUUAAUCGGAGGUAAAAAAAUGAAGCCGGUUAUAGGCACAGUGGUAUCGAACAAGAUGCAGAAAUCGGUGGUCGUCGCCGUCGAUAGGCUCUUCCACAACAAGCUCUACAACCGCUACGUCAAACGAACUUCCAAAUUCAUGGCUCACGACGACAAAGACGCCUGCAACAUCGGAGAUCGAGUGAAAUUGGAUCCGUCAAGGCCACUGAGCAAGAACAAGCAUUGGGUUGUUGCAGAAAUCAUCAAGAAAGCUCGAAUCUAUUCACCUCAGGCUGCUGCUGCUGCCGUUGCUGCUUCUGCUUCUGCUUCCUCGGCCUCCGUUGCUGACUCUUCUGCUCAGUCUCAGCAGAUUCCUCCAUCAUCCACUUCUUAAGAUUUGUUAGGAGCAACGUCCAUGGAGAAGGGAGAGAUGUCUAUGAGAGACAACAUAGGCACUGUACCGAUCGAUAUAUUUCAUCUUAGUUGAUGCUUUUGGAUCUUGUCUGUUAUAUUAGGUUUCCUGAGAUGAUUUUGAGUUAUAUUGAUGGUGAUAGAUAAUCUGGUGAAGGUUGAUCAAUAAACACUGUUAAGCAACUCUGUCUUCUUUUAUGUCAUUUUGGCAAAUUUAGUGCAUUGCUGAAUCAGCAAAAGUGUGAUAUAGUGAUGUUGUUAUGGAA